This is a messenger RNA of Aspergillus chevalieri, 369 nucleotides long. RefSeq lists its product as uncharacterized. The transcript has 2 exons. Lineage: Eukaryota; Fungi; Ascomycota; Eurotiomycetes; Eurotiales; Aspergillaceae. The record is from RefSeq and is a predicted model, not a curated record. Bases 1 to 369 code for a protein of 122 amino acids.
AUGCUCCCUCGCACACCAAUCCUUUCGCUGUUGCGGAACGCAGCAAAGCCCGUGACUGCGCCAACUCCAGCGCGGUACUUCUCGACCUCCCCAGCUCUUAAGAAUACGGGCUCGACACUGCCGGCUAAAAAGCCUGUUGGAGCUUUCCGCGGGGGGGUGCUGGGCUUCCUUGCUGGGUCUGUGACUGCUGGAACGCUUGUUUAUUAUUACAUCUUGCAAGAGUAUCGGACGGCUAAUGAGAUGCUGUCGGAAGAUAUUUAUGUAUGUUCUCCCCUUUCCUUGUUCCUCCGGGGAAGUGCUUUCUCGCACUCUCCCUACCCUGAGAGAGGAUGCCCUGUCUUUUGGAGUACGGACGGCUUCUCUUUUUAA